Messenger RNA from Sebastes umbrosus (honeycomb rockfish), 14696 nucleotides. It is a transcript of the gene kmt2bb, whose product is annotated as lysine (K)-specific methyltransferase 2Bb. The record is from RefSeq and is a predicted model, not a curated record. Lineage: Eukaryota; Metazoa; Chordata; Actinopteri; Perciformes; Sebastidae. Gene Ontology annotation, molecular function: histone H3K4 methyltransferase activity; DNA binding; protein binding. Gene Ontology annotation, biological process: positive regulation of DNA-templated transcription. Bases 86 to 12208 code for a protein of 4040 amino acids. Gene Ontology annotation, cellular component: nucleus; histone methyltransferase complex. The transcript is spliced from 36 exons.
GUCUCUCUCUCUCUCUCUGCUCGAACACUGCUAGCCCCGUCGCUGUGAAUGUGUGUGUGUGUGUGUGUGUGUUGUUGUUGAAGCAAUGAUGGCGGCAGCGGGAUGCGGAUCAGCAACCGCGGCUGCCGUAGGAGGCCAAGGUGGAACCGCCACGGCCAGAGGUCGUUUCCCCGGUCGGCCUUGGUCGUCACGCAGUCGUUUGCGCUCCGAGAAACGAUGGCAACUGGGUCGAUCUGGCUCCUCGGAGUGUGAUGAUGUGACUAACGGAGGGCCAAGGCCCGCGAGCCUGGUGCUCUCGUUAAACGAAGACCAGUCUCACUUGCGCCUGCUCGGCAUAGAGGCGAGCCACCAGACCCUCGACCAGGCUGGAUACAGCUCUAGUGGGAGUGAAGAGGUGAGGUCCCAAACCGAACCAGGAGGAGACAACUUCAGAGGAUUUGAAGCUGAGAGAAAAGGCUCCAAAGGACCUGCAUGGUCACGACAGAACCCUUCCAAAGGUGAUGGUGUCAACACAAAAUCUAAACGACAAAGUGAGAAGCUACUGCUGAAAAUGCCAGCUGUGGAGGCAGAUAUUACCCCACCUGAUCCCGUAAAAGAUGUAAAUUCUUUGGAGGAAAAACACAGCGUAUCUCAUGAAGCAGAGCCUGCAAAAGAUUGCAGGAAAGGUUUGAAAGGAAAACUCAUUGUGGAUCGACAGUACGCUAAAAGCGGAGCCUCAUCAGCAGCACCAAGGAUUACUAUAAAGUUGGUGGCCAAAAAGAAAAUGAAAACCGUAAAGGAGUCUCAUAAAAAAUCUGCGAAGAAGUUGAAGAUAAAAGGAAUCCAGGAUCAGCCUAAAGCCAAGGACAUUCAGGGCGACCAGAUUUCAAGUGCUCAUGUCAAAUUAAAAACUGAACCACAUGAGGAUAAACAUGGCACAGAAGAUAAGGGAGGAGGGACUGUACCUGCAAGAAGGCGUGGGAGAUCUGCUUCAAAGACAACAGAGACUGUCUGCCAGACUAGCGCCAAAGCUGUGGUUGAUGACCAAAAAUCGAAAGAGAGAAAAUCAGCUGAUCGAUUUGACACUGUAAAGGAGAGCGGGACUGUGGAGCCAAAAACGAAUGCAAAGAAAUUAAAGCAUAAGGAAAUUGUGACCGAGCAAGGUUCUGAAGUUAAUCAAAAAGUAAUUCGUAGGAGCAUUAGAGUCACUAACCCACUCACUAAAACAGUCUCAGGCAGUGCAGCUGAACAAGAAAGUCUCAGUAAAAGUGAUCCCAUUCUGGUGGAGUCAAAGCCAGAAGUUUCUCAAGCAAGGGAGACCGAACCAUCAGCAAGAAGUGACAGACGAAGGCAAAGCAAGAGGCUGAAUAAGGAUGCUGCGGUGCCAGAAAACACUGGUCCAUCAUCCACAGAGACUGAUCAUUUAGCUGUACAAUCCAGUGACAGUUUGCCUUUGAAAAACGAGGAAAUGCGGGUCCCGAGUUUAAAGUUGCUGAAGAUCAGAAACCCAAAAUUUGACGCUCAGGCCAGUGGGAAAAAUUCAACUCGAAAGAAAAAACUGAGAAAAAAAUUUGUUUGGACUUUAACAUUAGUGAAGGGAGAAAGUCGGACACAGGGUGCUGAAAACACUGUCAAAGUAACAGAGAAGACUGUGAGUGAAGUGGACCAGUCCACGUUUUGUGACACCAGUGUCAACAAGAGUCGGAAGGUGUUGGAUAAAAAAUCAAAACUGGAUAACUCAACCCCGCAAGAGAGUAAAAGCUUGGACAAUAAUGUCAACAAGAGUCUGAAGGUGAUGGAUAAAAAAUCAAAACUGGAUAACUCAACCCCGCAAGAGAGUAAAAGCUUGGACAAUAAUGUCAACAAGAGUCUGAAGGCGAUGGAUAAGAAAUCAAAAGUGGAUAACUCAACCCCGCAAGAGAGUAAAAGCUUGGACAAUAAUGUCAACAAGAGUCUGAAGGCGAUGGAUAAAAAAUCAAAAGCUGAUAACUCAACCCCGCAAGAGAGUAAAAGCUUGGACAAUAAUGUCAACAAGAGUCUGAAGGCGAUGGAUAAGAAAUCAAAAGCUGAUAACUCAACCCCGCAAGAGAGUAAAAGCUUGGACAAUAAUGUCAACAAGAGUCUGAAGGCGAUGGAUAAAAAAUCAAAACUGGAUAACUCAACCCCGCAAGAGAGUAAAAGCUUGGACAAUAAUGUCAACAAGAGUCUGAAGGCGAUGGAUAAAAUAUCAAAACCGGAUAACUCAACCUCGCAAGAGAGUAAAAGCUUGGACAAUAAUGAGAAGGGUUCCCAAAACGAGGCGGACGUGUCAAUUGAGGAAAAGUCCACUUUACAGGUGGAAGUUGAAGUGGAACACGUAAAUGAAACGCCUCCACAAGAAAUUACUAAAACAGAUUGCGGGAAAGUUCCACCUCUUCAGAUCAAAAAGGUCUCCUCUCCUGGGAAGCAUAAAAGCUCAAAGCCAUCCUUUUUAAUUCAGCAAGUUAGCCCUGAAAAUAAAGAGGAUGUUCUGAAAGAACCAAGUGAAGUUAAUGAGGACAAAUCAUCAUGUCUGGAUACUGAAGUCACACCAACUAGGAGACUAAGGAGAAGGACACCAAGCUUUGAUUCACCACAAACAAAGUCUAUCAGUCAUAAGCCGGUGGUCACGCAGAAACGGAGGCUUAGAACAGGUCCACAGGAGGUAGAUACGCCGCAGGUGCACGUCGAAGAUUCUGUUCAGGCUUCAACUGAAGAUUCAAGCUCACAUGGUCUUCCUAAAAAUGCCUUUCAGGAUUUGGCUGAGGACCCCUCACAGGUGACCAGUGUAAACACUGAAACUCCUGAUAAGGAUUCCUUAAAGAUCGCUGACGAUCCCUCACAGGUGCCAGUUGAAGUUUCUCCACAGAAGGUGGAGAAUGAGGUAGAACCACAGAUCAAAGAGGCCAAACCAUUGCCUGUGCCUUCCAAACCUAGAAGAUGUAGAAAUAAUAAAGCAUGGAAAAAGAAGUCUGUUCAAAGGAAGAAGGCUGUUGUCUCUCCUGAAACUGCUGUCAGCACAGAGUUGGCUACAGUUGAAGCUACUAUCACAGAGUCUGUGCUAAAGGAAGAUAUUCAGCCUUCAGUAACAGAAGCAAGUCAGUCAGAAACAAAAGAUUGCACCCAGCCUGAGGCAAAACAGGACACCGUGCCAGUGGAAGAAGAGCAGAUACUGGCACCGAUAAAAGAGGAAACCGACAUUCAGAUGAUAGAUAGUCAACCAUCUUUUGUGGCAGAAAGUCAAGCAAGUGAUCCACAAACACCGUGCCUACGAAAGAAAUCUCUCAAAAAAGGAAAAAAGAGGCGUAAAAGUUUGAUUGGGCAGCGCCAGAAACACAGGCACAGGAGCAGAGAUGGGAAGUUUGCUCCACUUAAAUUAUCUGAAAGACAGAAAAUUGUUGAGGAGGAUAUUGACAUUUCCACCCCUGUGGCAGCUAUCACACCAGCCCCAAGACCCAAACUUAUUGGUGUACAUAAAAAGCACAAAAAAAGACCUACAGGCCUUCAUUUUAUUGGAUCUAAAAGGCCAAAACCACAGUCUAAAAUAAUUUCUAAGCUGAUGGAAAUCAGGCUUGACAAUGAUAGUUUGAAGCAGGAAGAAAUGGACACAUUAGUCGAUGGGGGACAAGCAGAUGUUCUAGAUGCCCAGCCUGGUAAAUCAAAGUUUGUGAAAAAUAUCAAGCACUUCAUUAUGCCCGUUGUAAGUGCCAGAUCCUCACGGGUGAUCAAGACCCCGCAAAGGUUUAUGGAUGACGCUGGAAUGUCGAUAUUGCCUCGAAGAAACUCACCAAAGAAGGGUUUACAACUGGGCUUGCAAAUGCGCCCGGGAAAGAGGCGAGAUGAUGGGAUGGGCAGAGCAAUAUCCCCCAUCCUACCGAUUGAUGAGGAGGACAUAUUGAACGAAGCUCAACUGGAUGUCGAUCUGUUUUCUCAGGAACUAGAUGACGACAUUGAUAUAGCUGACAGCCUGUUUUCUGAGAGAAAAGGUGGCAAAACUGAAAAGAAGAAGUCUCUUCUAAAGAACUCUACUUUCAAGUGGGAUGAGCUAGAAGAGUCGAGCGAUGAAGUGUAUACACUGGACAAAACUUCAGAGGACAAAUGUGAGGAUUUGUUUUUACCUAUACCAGUUGAUAAGCCCACAGAACUAUCUACUGACCCCCUGGAUGCCCCGAAAAAGAAAAGUUCCCCCAAGUUUAUUAAACAAGCAGCUCAGUUCAAGAUUUUUCAAAGGCUAAAGAAGGCGCAGACAGGAUUUCUCAAAAGCAAAAACACAACAGAGACGGAUAGUGUGAGUAAACUCCUACAGCCUCCUGUUGAUUUAGCUGAAGGACUCGAUGAUGAGGCCAUGAGCAUCAGCCUCAGGCAACGGAAUACAAACGCAGGGAAGGACAAAUCCAAGCUCAAGAUAGAAGACCUUGAUUCUCCUGGAGUGGUGAGAAAAGUUUCUGUGUGUGUUAGGACUAUGAACUCCAAGUCCCUUGCCCUUCAGCACGGUAAAAAGGAGAGUUUAGCAGGGAAAGACAUUGUCCAAUUUCACUCAGGAGGGUUGCAGUCAGAACAGAACUCAGGUGAAGGCGAUUAUCCUGGAUCUGUGGAGAAGGGAGCUUCACAAAGAGCGCGCCUCACUGGUGCAAAUAAAAGAAUGCUCAAUCUCCUCCGGAAAGCCAAGGUCCAGCUCAUUAAGAUCGACCAGCAGAAACAGCUUAAGUCAUCUGGGCUGUUAUCUGGCCCGACUGGCGCCAGGUCUCGAGAUGUGACCUCUAAGAGACAAAGAAGGAAGCAGAGGGUUAAGCUUGAUGCUGACGUUCCAGUCAAGACAGAGCAGCCUCAAGGACAACCGCAGGUCAUCUCCCCGCUGUGUCAGGAGUUCCGUAGAGCAGGAGGUCCACGUAUCAAGCAUGUGUGUCGCGCUGCAUCCGUGGUGCUGGGGCAGCCUCGAGCCUUGGUACCAGAUGACAUUCCCAGACUUAGCGCCUUGCCUCUGCAUGAAAGAAGCGGCAUUUCCCCCUCAGCCAUCCCUAAAGAUAUUGGGUCUCCCUCUGAAUCAGACAGUCCCGGGCUGUCAGAUCCAAAGGUCAUCAAGGUCAAGAAGUCGAAUUUAAUAAAACGGAAAGGACUCGGGCCAUUUGGGUAUCGUUCUCGGAGGUGUGGAAUUUGCAAAGGCUGCAACCACGAGGACGAUUGUGGCAGGUGCAUGAACUGCCUCGACAAACCCAAGUUUGGUGGUCCCAAUACCAAACGGCAGUGUUGUGUGUAUAAGAGAUGUGAUCAAAUUGAAGAGAGAAAAGCACGCAGACUAAGUGGAAGAACUGCACCCAAAGGUGCCUCUAAGCGACGGCGAUCCUCUCUCAGCGGGGGCCAUUCGAGUAAUGACGAAGGGAACGAGGGUGGUGCAGACUCGCCAUCUGGUCUCCAUGGUGACGGCCACAGUCCGUCACUAAGGAAGCAGCCGAAGCGUGUUGUGAAACCCCGCGUCUACUUUGACUUGGUGGACUACGACUCUGAUCUAGAUGACAAAGCUUUCUCAAGCUCUGCCUCGCCAGCCAGGAAAAGGGGCGCUGGAUCCCGUUUCAGUCAAGACUUUGUGUCACUGGAUGGAUUCCUUGGAGACAUUUCAGAUGAGGAAGUCAGGCAUCGAAAGUCCAGUUCACACCGCAUACCUUCUGCUCGACGUAAACCUGAAAAGGGUCCUUCGGAGCAGACUCCCCCCAGUGUCCUGGCUGCCCUGGCCCAUGGAUUUGAGCAGAGAGAAACUGAGUCUUCUAAACCUACUCACAAAAUCAGGGUUGACUUCAAGGAGGACUGUACUUUGGACAAUGUCUGGAAUAUGGGUGGUUUAAGUAUAUUGACCUCUGCACCGCCCAUGCCACCCUAUGUCUGCUUCCUAUGUGCCAGUAAAGGGCAACAUGAGAUGCUGUAUUGCCAAGUAUGCUGUGAGCCCUUCCACCAGUUUUGCCUUGAUCCAGCGGACCGCCCCACUGAAGAGAACAAGGAAAACUGGUGCUGUCGUCGCUGCAAGUUUUGCCACGUGUGUGGCAGGAAAAACAAGCACUCAAAGCCGUUGUUGGAGUGUGAUCGAUGCCAGAACUGUUAUCAUACUUCCUGUCUGGGACCAAACUAUCCCAAACAAAACAAGAAGAGGAAAGCUUGGGUUUGUAUGACGUGCAUCAGGUGUAAAAGUUGUGGCGUCACACCGGGGAAGAGUUGGGACACUGACUGGAACCACGACGAAGGACUCUGUCCAGACUGUUCAAAACUCUAUGAACUGGGUAACUACUGUCCAAUCUGCUUCAAGUGCUAUGAGGACAACGACUAUGACAGUCAGAUGAUGCAGUGUGGCACCUGUAACCACUGGGUACAUGCCAAGUGUGAGGAUCUAACAGAUGAGCUGUAUGAGAUCCUGUCCAGCUUGCCAGAGAGUGUCGUGUAUUCAUGUCGGCCAUGCAGUGUGACCCAGCCCAGUGCCUGGAGAGAGCUGCUCUACAUCGAGCUCAGGGCUGGGGUGGAAAAGGUGCUGGCUUGCUUGCUCUCUUCCACCCUUACCCAGCACCUUGUUGCCUGCUCACGGUGUGAAAAGUUGGUUGAUCCUGACAGUGGGAUAGAAGGACAGCCAGCCUGUGACCUCCGAGCUGUAGGCAAGAAGUUUGACAAAGGCCUUUAUACUACGUUGAAAAUGUUCCAUGAGGAUGUGGUUCAGUUGGUGCGAAAGAGGCUUGAGCAAGAGGAGGAUCUUCCAGAGGAGCAGAGACCCACUGCCCUGGCACGCUCUUACUACUUAAAGCUCCUCGAGGAAGUAUUUAAUUGGUUCAACAGCCAAGACCCAAAGGUGUGGAACUCUUGUACCAAAGACUUACCCAUGGGGAUGCUGUCCCAUGCUGUUCAUCCUCCUACAACGGAGCAUGUUUACGCCCAGUGGCAGGAGAGGGAGAAGCUCUCGUCCAGGGCUCCGCUGGGGCUCCUGCAGGACGACAAUGGACAAAGCUUAGUUGUAAAGGAGGAAGAGGCACUUUCUCCGUUGUCUGGUGAGCCAACAAGCCGGAACCACUUCAAAACCAGCAGGGCUGUCAGGCACAAAUUCAAAGGGAAAAGGGCCCGCCUUCCAAAAGCUGAUAUAGACACCGGAUGGUCUAAGGAUGACGAGAGACAGUGCUCUUUGUGCCAAAAAUAUGGAGACCUCAAACCUAAUGAUGCAGGCCGGUUGCUGUGCUUGGGCCAGAACGAGUGGGCACAUGUCAACUGCUGUCUGUGGUCAGCUGAAGUGUUUGAAGAGGACAAUGGCUCUCUACUACAUGUACACAGUGCUGUCACAAGGGGGCGCUUGAUGCGAUGUGAACGCUGCAACCAGACGGGUGCCACGGUAGGCUGCUGUCUGACAUCUUGUCAAAGCAACUAUCACUUCAUGUGUGCCCGCUCCCGUCACUGUGUGUUCCAGGAGGAUAAGAAGGUCUAUUGCCACAAACACCGACAUCUCAUCAGUGGCAGGAUGAUAACUGGCCAAGAAUUUGAAGUAAACCGCAGGGUGUAUGUGGAUUUUGAGGGCAUCAGCCUCCGCAGAAAGUUCUUGACUGGACUGGAACCAGAACUAAUCAACGUGAUGAUAGGUUCCUUACAGAUAGACCAACUGGGUGUGCUGACGGAACUUUCAGCUAGCAAAGGAAAACUAUUUCCUGUUGGCUUUCAGUGUACGCGUUGGUACUGGAGUACAGUUAACCCAUUGCGCCGGUGCAAAUAUACAUGUACAGUGCGGGAGGUUCGGCCCGUUGUCCCUGAGAAGCCUGUUGAGGAGAUGCCAGACCAAGGAGACAAUAACACCAUUGCUCACAGCCCGUGUCCUCUACCUGAAUCUGAAGCCCAAGAGACUGAAAUAAUGGAAUGCCAGCCCCCAAUGGAGGAAAUGUUUAUCCCAGGAUCUACCCCCAAGUCAGAUCACGGUGCAAGGCCAAAGAUCCCCAGGAGACCAGCUGGAGGAAUGUUCCGACCUCUGCCAUCCCCAGGAGCACUCCCGUUGAAACCCCACCACAUAUUAACCAUAAGUGAUCUGGAGGAUACUCGAAGGGUUCGUCGCCACAGCCCACACUCGCAGACACCAGGCCUCCGCAGUCACAUGGCCCCCCCUCCCCUGGGCCCUCUGCCUGGACCAAUCACCCUCCGUGCCGGAAAGUCUUCCCUUCCCACUUCCCCACUGUUCCCACUUGGUUCUCCAGACAACCUGAUGAAUUCUCCAUCACCCCGCCCAGUCGGAGGUAGAAGUGCUUCCUCAGUCCGAUGCCCUGGGAAUACAAUGAGCCAUUGCACUUCGUCUUUCUUUCCUCAGUCUCCCUGGCAGGACAGUUCAGGAAGCUUCCCCUCUCCAAGUCUGUCUUUCUCUCCAUCCAUACAGCAACUACCCAGAAAUCGACUGUCAUUUGAUCUGAACCAGUCAGACUCAGUCGAGGUGCCGCACAACUUCUUAGCUUCACCAGAGCCUGAAGAUGUCUCUCCAGCAAACGGUACAUCGCCCCAGGGGGAUUUAGACCAACAGAAGGAUGAAGAAGACUUCCCCUACAGUUCAUUCCACAAGGAUCCCAACUUGAGUCUGGGCCAAGAGAUGAGGACAGAACUGGAGAUUGAAGAGACUCUCCUGAAUGAAGGCGUGGCAAUGAACUGUGGGGGGCAAAUAGUGGUGGAAGGUGAUGAUCAGGAGGAAUUUUGGGGAAGAGCCCAAGACAUACACAAGAAGAAGAAUCUCGUUGCUAACCUGCCACGGCCUGCAGCCUCAGCCAGGGAUGACUUGGGCAACUCCUCUUCUUCUGAUGAUGAUAUGGAGCACUAUUUCGAUUUCUCGCGGACAAUAGUCAGCUGUCCCGGAUCAAAAGAUCAUUCCAAGUCUCCCUCCUCCCCUUCUUCCCGGCCUAUGGCUCAGCUGGAUGGUGUAGAUGAUGGUACAGAGAGCGAUGCAAGUAUAGCGACCAACGAUAAUGCUCAGAAAGUUGAGGGAUCUAGUCAAGCUCCGUUACAAGCCAAAAGCCUAAAUAAUAAAAAUGUCCCUGAAUCGGACGCCACAAACGGCACACAGGCGGUUCAGAGUCUGUUCCCCAAAGCAUCAUCCAAUGAUAAGCACACAGAUUCCUCAUCAGUUGCCAGUAAAAGUCCUACAGAUAGUUCACCUCAAGAUCCACCUAAAUCAUGUGAUGCCAGUCAAUCAAAUGAGAACAACAUGGGAUUUGUUUCUCCACAAAUUUCCAGAAACUCUCCACUCAAAGAGCAAAGCUCUGACACUCCUUUGGUAAACCAGGAGACCGUGCUUCCUACUCCAGUUCCUGAUGCUCUGCCUAACUUACUCACAAAGGUGCCUGAGUUAUUCCAGGGUUCCAGUUUAAGGAUUACCUCUGGAACACCUCUUGUUCUUGAGAGAUGUGACACUAGUCCACGUUUAACUGAGAUUGUUCCUUUGCUAGAAGGCACACCGCUUGAGAACCAACAGUCUGAAGCUUGUAAACCCCUGAACUCAGAGACUGACAGCGGCCACUCUACUGUGGUUGUGAACCACUUAGCAGCUAAUACAGUGGAACCCUCAUUAGCCGAUUCUGCUGAUAACAGUCAGCGUGUCCUGCUAGAUCUUCUUCAGCCCUCCCCUGCACUGUCUGCAGAUGUACAGAACCCCUCUCAAGGCCUUGUAGACUCUCUGCAGGUGUAUUCCUGUUUACCAGGUUUCAGUCAGCCUCCUCUAACAAGUAUUACACUUCAGCCAGUAACAUCCUCACAAGAGUUAACCUUCCCAUCCAUCGGACCUUUGUCUACUAAACUAACCACCCUUAGUGCUGUUGGAGACGUGACACAAACACUGCUAAAAGUUACCCCUCAGAACGAUCCAGUGCUAUCAGCUAUGUCAGGCACUUGUCCCCCAGCAGCAACAUGUGGAACUGUCUCUCUACCCAUCUACUCCACACAAACACAGCCAUUGGGUUCCACAGCUGUCACCAUCGUCUCUUCUUCUGCGUCGGUAUCGUCUCUUUCUGUAUUGUCAACGCAAUGUUCAGCAGCUCCGACAGCAGUCCAAACCACCCCAGCCCCUGUGAUCGUAAAUGGUUACAGCUCUUCAUCUGUGCAGAAGGAAGCUACAUCGGGUCACACAAUCUCCAUCAACUUUUCUACACCCAGGCCAGCUUUAGAACCUCAACAGCCAGUGGUUCCCCAGGCGUUACCUGGACAUGCUAUUCUUACAGUAAAGGAGGUGGGAGGCCCCAAUGUGGAUCCUACUCCACAUGUCCUGCUGGUCAACCGCCUCGGGCAGAUCUUCGUGAAGAACCCAGAAAGCAACACUUUCCAGCUGCCCACUCCCAGCUCCGCCUCAUACAACUGUGUCACCCAGAUCGCCAGCCUUUUGCAAAGCAAUGCACUGUCGGCCACACUAGCAGCAGCUGGUAAUAUGGCUGCGCCGCCCCCCGGGGCCAAUGUUGCAACGGCAGUUCCGCCGUCGGUUACACCCACAGUUCAAAAUCCAACCACAAUUACGCAGCUGCUUACUCACAAUAGCAACGGUGCAGUGGCAUCAGUUAAUGUGAAGAAGAAGAGUGCAAAAACACCAAAAGAUGAAACCGCUCCAGAGUUUAAAAAAACGAAGAAGAAGAAGGAUUCUAGUGCAUCCAAAAAAUCCAAGUCGUCCAAGGCCUCAGGGCAGCCUGUUCCGUCAACUGAGAAUCCUCCCAUGACUCCUGCUGAAAGUGCCCAAGCAAUUAUCAAUCAGGCAAUGGCGAGUAACUACACCCCCAAGUGGAGUGGGCUUCGAACACUAAGCCCGUCCUCACUGGUUUUACCACCUGGCCUAUUAAUUGAACCGGAGCCUCCAGUGUUGCUUAGCUCUGCAUCAGCAACACCAACGCCAGCUCCUGCCCCCCGACCUCGUACCCACGUCCGCAUGAAGAGAGUGUCUUCGCUUUCAGAUCGUAUUGUCACGAAGAAAUCUAAAGUUGACUUCCUAAAACCAGAGCCCCCGAGUGAGGAUGAGGAGCGCUGCAGACCUACCUUUCCAAGCAUCUCCAGCAGGGCUUCAGGAGUCCGCAUCAAGACCCCGACAGUGAAAGGAGUACUGGACCUGGACCAGUUAAAGCAGGAGCAUAUAAGCGAUUCUGAUAGCUCAGGAUCAGAGCCUUGGGAUUGUAUGUCUCAGGGCGAACAAGGCAAACCACACGCAUGGGAACCGGUGGGGCACAGCACCCUGACUGACUGGAAGAAAUACUCUGGCGCCGCGUCUACCUCAGAUGAUGAAUCACCACCAUCUGAUGAGGAUGCUGAAUUCCAAACUAACAGAGACCAGCCACACCUAAGAUUUGAGAUCAAGAGCGAUGAUGGUUUCAGUGCGGAGGCAGACAGUAUCGAGGUGGCUUGGAAAGCAGUGCUAGAUGGGGUGCAGGAGGCGCGAGCUAUUGCGAGGUUGAGACCUCUGACCUUUCAGAAGAUCACCGGCGCCCAUAUGCUGGGUCUGGUCCAUGAUGCAGUGGUGUUCUUGCUGGAGCAACUUCAAGGAGCCCAUCGCUGUCAACGACAUGCCUUCCGUUUCUUCAAACAGUUCACGCAGGAGGAUGACCUCCCUGUCAAUCCCAGUGGUUGUGCCCGCUCUGAGCUAUACCUCAGGAAGUCCACAUUUGACAUGUUUAACUUCCUGGCCUCUCAGCAUAGACAGCUUCCUGACAAUGGGCCUUAUGACGAUGAAGAAGAUGAGGUUCUUUUGAAGUCCACAAGACGGGCUACUAGUUUGGAGUUGCCCAUGGCCAUGCGCUUCAGACAUCUGGAAAGGACAUCCAAGGAGGCUGUAGGCGUGUACAGGUCUGCUAUCCAUGGCCGUGGUCUUUUCUGCAAGAGGAACAUCGACGGAGGGGAGAUGGUUAUUGAAUACGCGGGCAUCGUCAUUCGCUCAGUGCUCACUGACAAAAGGGAGAAGUACUACGAUGGCAAGGGUAUUGGCUGUUACAUGUUCCGCAUUGAUGACUUUGAUGUGGUGGAUGCAACCAUGCAUGGCAACGCAGCGAGAUUCAUCAACCACUCCUGUGAACCCAACUGCUACUCUCGAGUGAUCAACGUGGAAGGCAGGAAGCACAUCGUCAUCUUUGCUCUUCGGAAGAUCUACAGGGGGGAGGAGCUCACCUACGACUACAAGUUCCCGAUCGAAGACGCCAGCAGCAAACUCAACUGUAACUGUGGGGCCCGGAGAUGUCGGCGUUUCCUCAACUGAGACGUCCCUCGCAUGAAAAUGGUCGGAUCCGGUUUACUAGUAAGCCUUAAAUUAAGGUGGAUUGGGCUUGGGGAGGCAGUGUGCAGUUCGCACAGAAGGGGAAUUAGCCACUAUGAGACCAGUCGAGAAUAUUUGGCCGGUCAGAAGUGAUUUAUGUGGACAUUUUUAUGGAUUGUAAAGGAAGACGAGGAGGAGAACCUGCACAGAAAGUUCAUAUCGGGCAAGUUUCUUCUAAUGCCUGUGAAAGAGUUCAGAUGUACAGCUGACCCAGCAGCAACACCACAGCAGUAAAUAUUGUGGAGAAAGUUGUUUUGGUGUCCAUGACAACCGAUGUUAUAAUGUAGGGCGUUCCUGGAUCAGUAUGGAUGACACCAACAGAAUUUCUUUGAUACACACGUCAAGCCUUAUCUGUUUGAAUCAUUGCUGAAAAACCUAUAGCUAGGCUUUGAGAGAUUCCUUAUAUGUUUUAUUCAUUUCUGGGGGGGGGGUAUGUCUGUCUCUAGUACACUUGUAAUCAUGAUUGCUCCAUCCUCCAGUGAUGGGAACAUUAUAGCCCCAUCCGUGCAGUGGUGAAGUUAGUUCUUGAGCCAUACAUUCACUCAAACUUUUUAUUUGUGUGUUUUAUCUUACAUUGCUCGCGUUGUUUAAUAUUUUUUUUUCUUUUUAGACUUUUUUUUUUUUUCUUUUCGGGAAUAACAAAACAAACAUGGUGCUAAGCUUCGAAAGGUCUUUAAUUGGACAAAGAUGUCCUGCAAAAUCAGGAAUUGUUUAGCUGUUUAUUCACCCUGCUGAGACCGUUUAUCUUAAAUUUAUGCACUCAAGCAGUACUCUUAUCGUCAUCAUCGGAUUGUAAAGUGUCUGCUAAGUUUCACACCUUAGAUCGUUGGGAUGCUUUUUGUCACCUAUUCUCUUCCUGUGUUGACUUUAAAAACAGAUAGCAUCGCAACCGCUUCAGUCAGUAACAUAGUGUCAUAUUUAUAAAGACAGAUGCGUGUCUUUAAGACGUGUUUUUCUCUCUAUGUACAGUGUAUGUAGCAAACACUACCCAAGCCAAAAGUGAAGAGUUGUGGUGAAUAUCAGUUUUUUUUUUUUUUAAAUAUAUAUUUUAUUACUCUCAUGGCAGAUGCUCAUUACCUAUUGCAAUAAGACAUUGCUGCCCUUACAGUUGCACAUAAAUAACCAUCAAACGUACAAAUAAUCUUCAUCUUUGUGAUACCUGCUACAGUUUAUCUCUUAAUCAGGUAGAGCACUGGUAUAAAGCAUCGCCACUGAGUGUGUGUGUGUGUAUUCAGCUUGUUGAGAAUACGGCGGGCAGAUUUUCUAGAUGUUGCAGAAAACAGUCAGAAACGGAGCUGAGAGAAUGCACUCAGCACCUUAAAAUGUUGUUUAAUGUUGUUCUUAGUUGAUGUUCGGUGCCGUCAUUGAUGAGGCUAAUCUAAUUCACACACUGUUCAAAUUGGUAGUUCUAUUUAUUCAUGUUUUGAUUUAUAUUUUUAAUGGUAAAAGGUUGUGCUUUGUAUAAACGGUGGCGGUCUAGUGUAUUAGUGAGAUCUCCCCCAUUUGUAUCCUUUGUUUUAUUUUACAACUGAUGUCCUUUUGUUUCACUAAUUUACUUGAAUUUUCUUUCGGGGCAGUUGUGUCAUGCAUUUAAGCCUUUGUGACAAAUUGUUCUAAAGCAGGUAUUUUUAAAGAAUCAUUUUUAUUUUUUUGUUAAGCUAGAUUACUGACGGUCUUAGAAUCAGCCACAGGAGUAAAGUGAGCACUGUUUUGCCUCCCCAAGCCCGUAAUCGUCUUCCCCCCACCGAACCCUUUUUCUCUUCAAACUUCUUAGAGCAAAAUUUUCAUCUUGUUUUUUUUGUCUUGAUCUUAAUCCUUUUUCCUUCUUGCAUGUCCAAUCACUGGGAUGGAGCCCAGAUUAACUUGUGUCAAUCACCUAGCUGACAACAAGAGCAGAGUCACUCCCAACUCCUUGCAAGGAUUCUACCUCAGCUGUUUACACAGAUGUUUGGGAAUACUGAUGCAAAAAGAGAGGAUGAUAAUUUAAGAGUAGCUUGGUUUUAAUAUCCUGCAGAGCUGGUGUGUGUGCGAGUGUGUGUGUGUGUGUGUGUUUGAGGGUACGUCUGUGUCAUUUUGUAUGUGCGUGUGUUUGCAAUGAAGGAUGGAAAGCACUAGUCAAUACCUGAAGUUAUCAUGAACAUCUCUCCCAGAAUCUGUUAAGAAAGCUGUAUGUUAUAUAUACACACAUAUAUAAAAAUUCUAUAUAUAUAUAUAUAUAUAUAUAUAUAGUAGGGUUAUUUUAAAGUAAGUGUAAAAGACAUAAAAAUGAGAAAAUGUGAUCUUUAAAUUUACGUCUUUGUUACCAUGUACAAAUAAACCCUGGGUUUGUAAAUAUUUGUAUACAUAUUUCUAAACCUGUUUAAUUUUUCUAUGCACUUUUUUUAUUUAUAAUGUUAUUUGCUUAAUAAAGAUGUUAAGAUGUUUGAACAAA